This is a messenger RNA of Musa acuminata AAA Group (dessert banana), 492 nucleotides long. RefSeq lists its product as uncharacterized. The transcript has 2 exons. The record is from RefSeq and is a predicted model, not a curated record. Gene Ontology annotation, cellular component: cytoplasm. NCBI's taxonomy places the organism in Eukaryota, Viridiplantae, Streptophyta, Magnoliopsida, Zingiberales, Musaceae. The coding region runs from base 1 to 492 and encodes 163 amino acids.
AUGAGUAAAAUAAAUAAAGCCAUAUCCCAGCGCGAAGUCACCAACUGCUACCCCGCCCUUCUCGACCGCCGCCACCACAUCCUGCCUCUCAUCCAGACCUUCUUCUCCGAGGUCGUGGGUCCCACGUUCGAGUCUCAGAACUACACCUUCGACGUUUAUGUCACCAGUGACGGGCGGGUGAAGCUUAUCGACUUCAACCCAUGGCGCGCCUUCACAUUACCCAUUCUCUUUACCUGGGAGGAGUUGGAGGAAGAAGCAUUUAAUUCCAAGGAGGAAGAAGUAGACAAAGAGCCGGGAGAAGAAGAAGCAAGAUUGGUGGAGUUUCGGAUUGUCGAAAGCCAAUGUGGGGUGAGGCCAGGGUUGAAGACGGCUGUGCCUUACGACUACUUGGACACAGGGGAAGGAAGUGGGUGGGAUCAGUUCUUGAGGAGAGCGGACGAGGAGCUGAGGAAGCAGGCCCAGACAAUUUUGCACCCCAGUGAUGAUGCUUAA